Aspergillus japonicus CBS 114.51 is the source of this 2181-nucleotide messenger RNA. RefSeq names its product RNA lariat debranching enzyme. Bases 1 to 2181 code for a protein of 726 amino acids. The record is from RefSeq and is a predicted model, not a curated record. Gene Ontology annotation, molecular function: RNA lariat debranching enzyme activity. The transcript is spliced from 4 exons. Gene Ontology annotation, cellular component: nucleus. Gene Ontology annotation, biological process: mRNA splicing, via spliceosome. Lineage: Eukaryota; Fungi; Ascomycota; Eurotiomycetes; Eurotiales; Aspergillaceae.
AUGGAGGCCCAACAAACCUCUAAUCCUGCUUCCGUCAGGGUCGCUUUCGAAGGCUGUGGGCAUGGCUGUCUCAAUGACAUAUAUGCAUCAGUUGAGAACGCUGCCGCCCUGAAAGGAUGGGAUGGCGUUGACUUGGUCAUCAUAGGUGGCGAUUUCCAGGCCGUCCGCAAUGCCAAUGAUCUUGCCUGUAUGUCUGUGCCUCAGAAGUACAGGGAGUUGGGCGACUUUCACGAAUACUACAGUGGAAAACGCACCGCACCCUAUCUGACUAUCUUCAUCGGAGGUAACCAUGAGGCUGGCAAUCAUCUCUUCGAACUUUACUACGGAGGAUGGGUUGCCCCGAAUAUUUACUACUUGGGUGCAGCGAACGUCCUUCGGUUCGGUCCCCUCCGCAUUGCCGGCAUGUCUGGUAUCUGGAAGGGCUACGACUACAGAAAGCCGCAUUCGGAGAGAUUGCCUUAUAAUCGAGACGAUGUUUCAAGCAUCUACCACGUGAGAGAGCUUGAUGUUCGGAAGCUACUUCAGGUUCGUACCCAGGUUGACCUGGGCUUGUCUCACGAUUGGCCCAAGCAGGUUGAACUGUGCGGAGAUUCCGAGUAUCUCUUCAACACAAAGAGAGGCUUCCGUGAGGACUCCCAAAGUGGUAAACUGGGCAACCCUGCGGCCAAGUACGUUCUUGACCGUCUACGUCCGGCCCAUUGGUUCUCCGCCCACUUGCAUGUGAAGUUCGCCGCCAUAGUCGCUCAUGGAGAGUAUGUUACCCCUGAACACCCGGCUGCUAAAAGGAAAGCUGAAGCUCCUCUACCCGAUCCUUUUCCCGCCCCGGGUGCUUCGCACCAAUUCGGCUUGGACGGUGCUAUCCUCACGGCUCUUGCGCUUCCCGAUGAUAAUCCCGAGGCCGGGCGUACUCUCCCAGCUCGACCUGCCGCGGAACAAGAGCCUUCAGACCACCACGGGACCGCGGAAACAGCAAGCCAACCCUCGGCUGUCGACAAAGGAGAUGGGGCCCCAUCUGAGAAGGAAACCCCCAAUGAGCCCAGUGAUGACCAGAGUAAGAUUUCAGCAUGGAAUAGUUUCCACACCGUGGCUGCUGAAGCUGAGGCGGCUGAGAACUCUCGAUUUCUGGCAGAUCAAUCCCUUCAGUAUGCAGCUCUAAAACCGAGCGUUUCGCACGAUCUGACAUGGAAAAGAAUCGAGACGAGCGAGGACGGAUCCGGCCGCCUCUACACCGGCAUCGAACGUGAUAGCGCCAACAAGAAGCUGAAGAUCGAACACAAACCCGAAGCCGUGAAGAACUCCGACGAGAUCGAUCUCGACCUGGACAGUGACUCCGAUGCGGAAACGACUCCUCACAAAGUCUCUACUCCUGUAGCUGGACGGACCGACGAGCCCUCUGCUAACGAAGCAAUCCCCAGCGAUGACUCGAAGACUACUGCGCAGGCUGACCCGGCUUUGCCGGCUAGUGGUACUGACAUUCCUGAAGAUCUUCGCAACCAACUUCCUGCCAGCUUCGCCCGCCCUCAGCCCGAUCCUUACCCAUUGAACGGACCGUUGCCUGAUGCAAUUGCCAACACGAUCACUAAUUUCCUGGCACUUGACAAAUGCCUUCCUCAACGCCAUUUCUUACAGCUGCUUGAGAUCGAAGCUAUCUCCGACCAAGAAGGCAUCAGUGCCGAACGCCCUUACCGUCUGCAGUACGAUAAAGAAUGGCUAGCAAUUACGCGUGUCUUCGCUGACGACCUCCAACUCGGAGACCCGGCCGCGAAGGCCCCGGCUGACAAGGGAGAUCAGGUAUAUAAGCCGCUGAUCGAGGAGGAGGAGAAAUGGGUGGACGAACACGUGGUUCAGACUGGAAAGCUGGACGUCCCCGACAACUUCACCCUAACCGCCCCAGUAUACGAUCCAGCUGUCCCGCUUAACACGGAGGAACAGCCCAUCGAGAACGCCAAGCUCGCAUGGCCGCAGGCCCUCGACCCAGUGAGUUCAGACCACGGGAUCGAGGCCCACGUCGUGGGGGCUUUGGGCGAGGCCGCGGCGGUGGCGGCGGCGGCAGAUUCCGUGGCGGCGGUGGCGGCCGGGGUGGGCGUGGGCGUGGUGGUGGAGGAGGAGGAGGAGGAGGAGGAGGUGGUGGUAGUGGCCGCGGAUUUCAGCACUGAAACACACGACUCUCUGUUCACCUGA